Molecule: messenger RNA, 1247 nt
Organism: Rhagoletis zephyria (snowberry fruit fly)
Lineage: Eukaryota; Metazoa; Arthropoda; Insecta; Diptera; Tephritidae
Molecular function (GO): ubiquitin protein ligase activity; zinc ion binding
Source: RefSeq, a predicted model, not a curated record
UUUUGUUUUCGUCACUCAUUCGCAUUUACAAUCAUAUGUGCAUUUGCACGCCAUUUAAUUUUUACCGUUUGUUUUGGAGUGCUGAAAUUGGAAAAUUUCUCAAAUUAGACCUCAGUAAAGUUCGAUUUAGUGCAGAGAAAAUGUUUACGAUUCGAAAUGAAUCGAAAAAGAUCAAUGCUCGGGAAAGAUUGGGCCCGCCGAUUGUAAAUACAAGUGCUUGCGAAAAAAUUCAUAUCUCAAGUCAGCCGGCAAAAUUGUUUGAUCGGAAAUUCGUGGCUACUGCAUUACGGAAUACACAUUGCUGUCCCAAAUGUCGCAGCGAAUAUUCAACCAACUAUGAUCUCCGUAUGGGCGAUUUGCACGUCAAAAGCAAUCGCCCAUUCCUACUCUCCUGUGGACAUAAUAUGUGCGAAAAUUGCAUUUAUCAAAAUCAUCAGAAUCUUGUUUGUAGCAUUUGUCAGCAUCCAAUUAUCAUCGACAAACGCAAUCCACCAUCAAUAUCACUGAGUUGUAUUGGAUUGCAGCAAAAUCAACGUCACCAUGUCCAGCAGCGACAUGAAAAUUUCAAUGUACGCGAUUUCUUUUACAUGAAUUUCUUUUUAAUUGGCGAAUUGAAUCAUUUGCGAUUCUAUCGUCGCGAGAGUUCGGCAAAUAAUUCGCUAAUGAUAUCUGGCCAAAGUCCGCCAUCACCUUCCAACAGUGCCAAUCGUACACUAGCUUCUGGCGCGCAGGCAUUGCUACAAGCGGUUGUCUUAAGAUGCUCGGAGUGUGAAUUAGAGCCGGCAGUGGGCUUUUGUCGUCAAUGUACCGUGCACUAUUGUCGCAUCUGCUAUGAUUCUAUUCAUAUGUACGGAAAGGCACUGAAACGACAUGCAUUCGUACCGCUGGACGAUGGAAGAAAUGCCAGUAAAAAUUCAAAAAUACCGCGUGCCACAACUUGUCAUAAACACCACAAGCGAGUCAAGGAUCGUUUUUGUCGCACAUGUCAAUCAGUUUGUUGUGGGUUAUGUGCAAAAACAGAACAUAAUGGACAUCGCUGGAUUCUAUUGGCAACUGAGAAUGAAGGAAUGAGAGAUGAAAUUGAAAACAUUUUGGCAUCGGUGAAAAUGUCGCGGGAGAAUUUACGCAAAGCACAGAAGGUAAGUCACAUAAAUAUAGCACAAGCAUUUUUAAUACAUCCAAGAAGAGUUUUAGUUUUAAAAGCAGCCCGCAAAUGCACUUGCCUCAAGUUUCGAAGAAAAAAGUAA